Messenger RNA from Alternaria novae-zelandiae, 1941 nucleotides. RefSeq lists its product as uncharacterized. Bases 1 to 1941 code for a protein of 646 amino acids. Lineage: Eukaryota; Fungi; Ascomycota; Dothideomycetes; Pleosporales; Pleosporaceae. The transcript is spliced from 2 exons. The record is from RefSeq and is a predicted model, not a curated record.
AUGGACAACGAAAUCCGACCGACCUGGCAGUCCCCGAAUUUCACUCCCAAUUUUCCUGGGACUGAGCGAGAUAGCUGGAAAACCGCGCCAGGCACACCGAGAGAAGACUUCAUAUGCAACAUUGACGCUAUUUCAGAGGAAUGCGAAACACAUUCCAGCGAUGUUAAGAAGUCGAGUAGGGAGCCAUACAUACCGAGGCGGGAGUGCAACGAAAAGUCUGAAUAUGCUGAACAUAAUUCAGAUAUCGACGGCAUCGACUGGAGACCUGGCUUCAAAAACCAGUUUCCAUGGAUCGGCUUUGCGGGACUUGUCGUCAUCUUUGUGGCAACUGCUACGGCUGUGAUCAUUCUGGUGUCCUCGCACAAGAAGCGCGUCAAGGACUGGCCCUUCUACGCGAUUGUUACCUCCGGCAGGUACUUCAACCUGGUCGCCCUUGCCGCGCUUAUGACCAAAUUCGCUGUCGUCGAUAGCACUCUCUUCCAAAAAGCGACCAGGACAAUCGUAACUCAGCAAAAGGAGUACGCCAAUUCCACCAUGACUGGAUGGGUUGAGAGAGACUGGCCUGCGAAUUUUGGCGGGAUACCGGGGGCAGAUGGUCAUAUCAAGACGGUGGAUGCGGCAUGGGCCAGCGUCUUGGAUGCAUACAACGGCAAGCUCGCCAAUAGCAAGGUGCACGAUUCCCUCAAUGACACGGCAUCUUUCUUCGAUUGUCCCUAUAGACAGGAAUGCAGUGGUGCUAUCGAAGGCUUAGGCUUUGCGUUCGAUUGCACCACCGAAUACGAAGAUGUCGACUAUGGGCUACGGCAGUGGGAGAGAUCUGAAUCUUUCGGCACACCUCAUUUGUUGUGGGAUGUCAAAUUUAGACCAUCAUGGGCAAGCGAAACCAAGACAUACGCCAGUAUCGAACUUGAGAUGCGGUAUGUCGACAGCCACGCUGGGGAGGACGAGCAUUCCUGUCCAGGGACCAUGAAUAUCCGCACAUGCGAUAUUAGGCCCGCAGUUGUUCGGUACCCCUUUACGGUCAUGGUACCAAGUAAAGAAGAACUAGACGGCGGAAAUAUCGUUACACAUGUCAAGUUCUUCAAUGACGACCGGUUCUGGAGUACCGGUACUAACCUGAACGAUAUCACCCAAAUCGACGACUUGAAGGUGCUGAAUACCGCCAAGCUCAACGAGUACUUCAACGAGACCUCUACUGUCGGAGCAUUGGCCUACAUCAUGAACAACCUCUACGAAUCCUCCGCAAAUAUCAGCCACGGUUCCACUUGGGACAUCGUCGCGCGAGGCGCAUCAGCUCAAUCCAUCUUCUACGCUGAAUCAGAUGAAGCAGAGGACCGCUGCUGGUACAACAUUAAGAAACCUGGUCGAGAUGACCCUACCAUCGAGCUCUUGCGCAAACUCAAUACCUUGAGUUUCGUAACCUCUCUGUACAUCAAAGGCGCACCCACAACCGAUGUAGACGAACGCAAAGCCCUCGGCAUGGCCAGCCAAAACAUUACCAUAUCCGUCACCGGCAUCGUAGAAGAAUACCUCACCUCCUCCGCCUACGUCUUCGGCGCCCUCGCAGCAACCUUCAUCACCGUCAUACUCGUCCUACCCGUCUACUGGGGUUUCUGGCAACUCGGUCGCAAAGUCACUCUAGGUCCACUAGAGAUCUCACAAGCAUUCGGUGCGCCCAUCAUCGCGCCCGACAAGAUGAAAGCAUACCACGGCGACUUCGACCAGGUGCUUGAAGAUGUUGGAGACAGGGGAGUGCAGUAUGGGCAGCUCAGCAAUGCGCCGCCGGGGCAGAUGGGACUUGCGGAGCCGGAGAGGGUGGUUGUGCCCAAGGCUAGUCAUCGGUGGCGGGUUAGUGGGCAGAGGGAGAACAGGAGAAUUGGGCUGGCUGCAGUCUUUGGAGGUGCGGUCGCUGCUACCAUGUCGGGCAAUGCGAGGGAUUGA